GCUCAGUCGGCCGAUGCACUCAGCCACAAGCUCUUCAUCUCCUCCGUCCACCCGUCCGUUCCCGCCGCACGACUCCCUCUCCAGGAGGCGGGAGAGAAGGAGAGAAGGAGGGAAGGAAAGAAGGAGGGACGAGGGCAGCGAACUUUUAGACCUCCUCCAACAACAACAACAUCUUCCUGUAAGGGUGUCAAAAGCCAACAACUGAUUCCCCCCUACCUUCCUGGGGGGGUCACAAGCCUGGAGGGCAGGGGAGUGCGUCUCCCGCAUGCCGGGAGAGUGGGGGUCAAACUGGGAGGAACUGCAUGAACGGACUCUUUGGAGUGUGCUUGCGUGUGGACUUCAUAGGCUGAGGUCAUCGUCCAGGUGUUGCUGCGCUGACUAGCUGCUCCUUGGGGUGGGGUGGUGGUGGGGGGGAGGUGGGAGAAGCUAUGAGUCUGGGAACGCGAGCGAGCGGCUGGAGGAGAGAGCUCGCCUGCUGGCAGGGGCAUCCAGGCACCGGGGUGCUGACGCCGAGCUCACCGCUGCCAGGCUUAAACGAAAACCUACUAAUUGAUAAGGAUGAAGCUAAAAGAAGAUUCUUCAAUUGACUCAUGCCCUACGUAGACAAAUUUUCUAGAAUCAUGGAUCUGGAUGACUUGCAAAACACCACCCUUCACGGGAACAUGUCAGCGGCCCAGACUGUUUCACCCAGUCUAUGGGAGGUCAUCGCCAUUGCGACUGUAUCAGCAGUUGUGAGCCUCGUGACAAUUGUGGGAAACAUUCUUGUGUUGCUCUCCUUUAAGGUUAACAGCCAGCUGAAGACAGUGAACAAUUAUUAUCUUCUGAGCUUGGCCUUUGCAGACCUCAUCAUUGGAGUAUUCUCAAUGAACCUGUACACUUCGUAUAUUUUAAUGGGUUACUGGUCCUUGGGAAAUUUAGCGUGUGACCUCUGGUUAGCUCUGGACUAUGUGGCCAGCAAUGCAUCGGUAAUGAAUCUGCUGGUCAUCAGCUUUGACAGGUAUUUCUCCAUCACAAGGCCGCUGACUUACAGGGCAAAGAGGACCCCAAAACGGGCUGGCAUCAUGAUUGGCAUGGCAUGGCUGGUGUCGUUCAUCUUGUGGGCUCCGCCAAUUCUGUGUUGGCAAUACUUUGCAGGCAAGCGAACAGUUCUACCAGACCAGUGCCAGAUCCAGUUCUUCUCUGAACCAGUGAUCACAUUUGGAACAGCUAUAGCAGCUUUCUACAUCCCAGUGUCAGUCAUGACUAUCCUGUAUUGCAGAAUAUACAAGGAGACAGAGAAACGCACCAAGGACCUGGCAGAGCUUCAAGGCCUCACAUCCACAGGCAACCCUGACAUUUCCAUACCCCGGCGAACCAUGAUAAAGUCCUGCUUCGGCUUUAAUAAUGACAGAGAAAGGACCCAGGCGUCGUGGUCGUCGUCAAACCAGAGCAACAUCACGAUGACCACCACGGUGCGAUCCAGCGACACAUGGGCCAGAAAUGACCAGGUCACGUCCUUCAACAGCUACACGUCAUCCGAGGACGAGGAGAGGCCCGUCUCUGCGACAGCCUCGCAGGAGUCUUGCAAGAGCCAUGUGCCAGGGCAAAACGAGAACGGGCAGCUAGAGGGUUACGAUGAAGACUGCUACUUCAGCCCGUCUCCGAGGCGCAGCUCACAGAAAGGCAGCAAGAAAGGCAUCUCCUACAAGUUCAAGCCACUCCCUAAAGAGGUGGGCCCUCAGCCGAGCGGAACAACCGACAAUCAAACACCCAUGCUUCCAUGCCCGUCCUCCGACCCGCUGGAACUCUCCUCCUCUCCCUCCGCCACUGCCACCAGACCCAUGGACCCCGUCCUCAAGUGCCAGAUAACCAAAAGGAAGAGAAUGGUCCUAAUCAAGGAGAAGAAGGCGGCCCAGACUCUUAGUGCCAUCCUUUUGGCGUUCAUCCUCACCUGGACCCCCUACAACAUCAUGGUACUCAUCUCCACCUUUUGCCCUGAUUGUAUCCCCGUUUCUCUCUGGCAUUUGGGGUACUGGCUCUGCUACGUCAACAGCACAAUCAACCCCAUGUGCUACGCCCUGUGUAAUAAGACCUUUCAGAAGACAUUCAAAAUGUUGCUCCUGUGUGAAUGGAGGAAGAACAGAGGGGAAGAGAAAUUGUAUUGGUGUGGCCAAAACCCUGCCUUGAACACUAAACUGCCAUAAUGGUGUUGAACUACACAUUGUGUCUGAAAGGUUGAUCUGACUCAAUAUGAAGUGUAUGAGGUGUACCUGUGUAUUUUGAGCAUGCUGUGUUAACUAUAAAUUGCUCAUCCCGCACAAGUGAACCUCCCAAAUGUAGAGAAGCCAUUGUCUGGUUACAGUGACAUUUCCAAAGUUUGCUGAGAGCUUAUAAGCUUGUAAUUAAGACACUGUCAUGAGAUUUAUCCAUUUGUAGCACAAAACACGGAAUAUAUUUGUCUGAAAAUCUUUGAUGAUGCCUGUACAUAUAGCUUGGCACUUACUAUUAUACCGUAUUUGUACGUGUUUGUUUUCACACCGGUAGAAGGUCAGGUUUUACAUUUAUGUUGCCCAUUUGAAAAUGUGUUUGUUGUUUUUUUUUUGUAUUUAAGGGCUAUGUGAUAUGUUAACACCAUAAAAAACUGUUCCAUGGAUUCAAAUUCUAAUCAAGACCUUGGAAUUAUCAAAUUGUAUCUGACCUUUUGCCAUUAAUGAGUUAUUAUUAUUAUUAGUAUUAUUAAUGUGUAAUUUGUACGGCACUGAAUGUCAGUUAAAGAACUUUCACCAAAAUACUGUUAGGCAAAGGUGUCAGAUUUAAAUGGUUCUGGGCAUUAAGUCAGUAAAAAUUCACAGAAGUCAAAUGUAAUAAUACAAUUCCAAGCUCUUGAAAAUUGCAAAGAGUGCUGUCAGAAUAUUUGUAUCAGUUGACAGUUCAACACCACAUGAUUGCUGUUACCUUCUUUUUUUCCUCUCACACAACUGUAGUGGUUUGACAUAGGUGUUUUAAAUAUGGUCAUGUGUUUCUAGCUUAUUAUGUAUUACGUUCAGAAGCUUACAUUUGUCACCCUUCAAGAGUACCAUACUGAGACAAUACUGAGAGAUAUUUCCAGAAGAUUCCACAGAUAUCUAUAUCCAAUAUCAAGUUGUACUGAAGAUGGGCUUUGAAUUAGGUGGGUUCAAGCCUUACAUGAAGAGCAGUUUGUUUCUUUUGGGUAGGUUGAAAAGGCUGUUUUUGAAGAAAAUAAAUCUGACCUCAGCUUCUCACAAAUCUUUUAACAAACGUUGCCCUGUACAUACAUCCAAAUCCCUCUGCACUGUAUUGUGAAAGUCUGUGCUAGUAGUUCAUAUUCGACCUAAGCAGUGAAUACACACUUGUGAAAAAAAUAGCAUUUAAUUUGCCUUUCGUUCACAUCUUUUAAUUGACCUACCUGUAAAACAUUUUGAGUGUUCAUAAAUAUAUUAAACUGGAGCACUGCUUACAGAAACUA
This is a messenger RNA of Clupea harengus (Atlantic herring), 3466 nucleotides long. It is a transcript of the gene chrm5b, whose product is annotated as cholinergic receptor, muscarinic 5b. Gene Ontology annotation, cellular component: plasma membrane; synapse; dendrite. The record is from RefSeq and is a predicted model, not a curated record. Gene Ontology annotation, molecular function: G protein-coupled serotonin receptor activity; G protein-coupled acetylcholine receptor activity. Gene Ontology annotation, biological process: G protein-coupled receptor signaling pathway, coupled to cyclic nucleotide second messenger; adenylate cyclase-inhibiting G protein-coupled acetylcholine receptor signaling pathway; chemical synaptic transmission. Lineage: Eukaryota; Metazoa; Chordata; Actinopteri; Clupeiformes; Clupeidae.